Molecule: messenger RNA, 3021 nt
Organism: Saccharomycodes ludwigii
Lineage: Eukaryota; Fungi; Ascomycota; Saccharomycetes; Saccharomycodales; Saccharomycodaceae
Gene: PFK1
Product: 6-phosphofructokinase subunit alpha
Exons: 1
Coding region: 1-3021 (1006 amino acids)
Biological process (GO): fructose 6-phosphate metabolic process; canonical glycolysis; fructose 1,6-bisphosphate metabolic process
Cellular component (GO): 6-phosphofructokinase complex; mitochondrion; cytoplasm
Molecular function (GO): ATP binding; AMP binding; 6-phosphofructokinase activity
Source: RefSeq, a predicted model, not a curated record
AUGUCAUCGGCAGAUACUCCUAUUAACGUUGUUGAUGAUACUAUUUCAUACAGCAACACAAGCGAAGAUUUAGUGUAUGGCUUAGCAUUCCGCUCAGUUGCCACACAUGAUCCACAUUUAUACCACGAAACAAUUAAGUUUUAUCACAAAUUAGGCUUUUCCACAAUCAAGGUCUAUGAUAAGUUCAAGAACGGCCAGAACUUAUUACUAAGCAACGGUACUUCAAAGGAUUCUUUAAAGGAAACUUGGUUGGAAAGUUUCAAGUUAAGUGAAUUGGACAAAGAUGGAUUUAGAAUUCCUCAACAAGAAGCCAAGCUGGGUCACAAAAGUGACGGUGCUUUGUUGAAGAUUAGAUUAAUUUCAAUAGAAGCCAGCAAAUCCAUUAAUGUUAACACCAGUUCUAUUUCCUACUUCAGUGCUGCAUUGGAAAAGCAAGCAAGUUUGUUGUCUGCUCUACCAAAGUCCAAAAAAAUUAGCAACGAUCUUUACGAAGUCGUUGACCCAUUGGAUAAUGUUGUUUACUUGACUAAUUCGGUUAACGGUGUGACCAAUGAAAAGUUAUCUGAGGAUUAUUUCUUACAUCCAAAUGUUCCUUCUCCUAGCUCUUCAGGUAGUUCGGAAGACGUGAAGCAAGCUGCUUCCGUUUUAUUAAACAAAAAUGCUCCUAAAAAGAAGAAGAUAGCUGUUAUGACCUCUGGUGGUGAUUCUCCAGGUAUGAAUGCCUCUGUCAGAGCAGUUGUUCGUGCUGGUAUUUAUUAUGGUUGUGAUGUAUAUGCGGUUUAUGAAGGUUACAAGGGGUUGUUAGAAGGUGGCUCUUUAUUGAAAAAGAUGGAGUGGAGCGAUGUUAGAGGGUACUUGAGUGAAGGUGGUACUCUUAUUGGUACUGCCCGUUGUAUGGAAUUUAGGGAGAGAUGGGGACGUAAGCAAGCUGCUAAAAAUUUGAUUACUGAAGGUAUUGAUGCUUUAGUUGUCUGUGGUGGUGAUGGUUCAUUGACUGGUGCCGAUUUGUUUAGACAUGAAUGGCCAUCUUUAUUGGAAGAGCUAGUUAGUGACAAAGUUUUCACCGAACAAGAUAUCGAACCAUACAAACAUUUGAACAUUGUUGGUUUGGUUGGUUCUAUCGACAACGAUAUGAGUGGUACUGAUUCUACAAUUGGUGCCUUUAGUGCUUUGGAAAGAAUUAUAGAGAUGGUUGAUUACAUUGACGAAACAGCUAAAUCUCAUUCUAGAGCCUUUGUUGUUGAAGUGAUGGGUAGACAUUGUGGUUGGUUGGCUUUGAUGGCUGGUAUUGCCACUGGUGCUGAUUAUAUCUUUAUUCCAGAAAGAGCACCUAAAUGCGGUGAGUGGCAAAAGGAGUUGAAGGAGGUUUGUCAAAGACACAGAGACAAGGGGAGAAGAAACAAUACUGUUAUUGUUGCUGAAGGUGCUAUUGAUGAUCAAUUGAACCCUAUUACCAGUGAAAAUGUCAAAGAUGUGUUGGUCGAGAUGGGACUGGACACCAGAGUCACCAUUUUGGGACAUGUUCAAAGAGGUGGUACUGCAGUUGCCCACGACAGAUGGUUGGGUACUAUGCAAGGUGUCGAAGCUGUCAAGGCUAUUCUGGAAAUGACACCAGAGACACCAUCGCCAUUGAUUGGUAUCAGGGAAAACAAGAUUAUCACAAUGCCAUUGGUUGAGAGUGUUAAGUUGACCAAGGAGGUUGCUUCUUCUAUUGAUAAUAAGGACUUUGACAAGGCCAUUUCUUUGAGAGAUAGUGAAUUUAUUGAAUUGUAUGAAGACUUUAUCGCCACUACUGUCAAGGAUGGGGAUUCUCAAUUGUUGCCUGAAAAUGAAAGAUUGAACAUAGCUGUUGUUCAUGUUGGUGCACCAACAGCUGCUUUGAAUGCUGCCACCAGGGCUGCUACAUUGUACUGUUUGACAAAGGGUCACACAGUGUACGGUAUAUUAAACGGUUUCAGUGGUUUAAUUACGACUGGUGAUGUCACUGAAUUGAAGUGGGAAGAUGUUGAAAACUGGCAUAAUCUAGGUGGUAGUGAGUUAGGUACCAAUAGAUCAACACCAUCAGAAGACUUAGGUACAGUUGCUUAUCACUUUCAAAAAAAUAAAUUUGACGGGUGUAUUAUCAUUGGUGGGUUUGAAGGUUAUGUUUCAUUGAAACAGUUGCAUGAUGCUAGAACAAACUACCCAAUCUUCAAUAUUCCAAUUGUUUUAAUCCCAAGUACUAUAUCCAAUAACGUUCCAGGUACCGAGUACUCUUUGGGUACGGAUACUUGUCUAAACGCUUUGGUUAACUAUACCGAUACUGUUAAGCAAAGUGCCAGUGCCACAAGAAAGAGAGCCUUUGUUGUUGAGGUUCAAGGUGGACACAGUGGUUAUAUAGCCUCAUAUACCGGGUUGGUUAGCGGUGCUGUUUCUGUUUAUACACCAGAAAAGAAGUUGAACUUGUCUUAUAUUGAAGAAGAUAUCAAGUUGUUGAAAGAAAAUUUCAAACAUGACCAAGGUGAAAACAAGAGCGGUAAGAUUUUGAUUAGAAAUGAAUUAGCUAGCAAAGUCUAUACUACUGAGUUGAUUGGAGAUAUCAUUGACGAAAACAGUGGAGGUGUGUUUGGGGUUAGAACAGCUAUUCCCGGACAUGUUCAACAAGGUGGUAAGCCAAGUAGUAAAGAUAGAAUUGUCUCUGCUAGGUUUGCUAUUAAGUGUGUUAAAUUUAUUGAGGAAUGUAACAGAAGUGCUAACAAAGCCGCUGCUGGAGAAGUUACUGACUCUCAAAUAUUAAGAUUCCAUUAUACUAACAAGGGUGUUAAGAUAUAUAAUGUGGAGAACGAAGACGGCACGGCUGCAGUUAUCUCAGUGAAUGGGUCGCACGUUACUUUCAAGCCAAUCUCUAUUGUUUGGGAUAAGGAAACUAAUGUUGAAUUAAGAAAAGGUGACGUGAUCCACUGGGAAGAGUUCAAUACAAUUGGAGACAUUUUAUCCGGUAGAUUGAUGCUUAGAAAAGAGCUAGAUGCAGAAUCUUCUUGA